Messenger RNA from Microbotryum saponariae, 3397 nucleotides. NCBI's taxonomy places the organism in Eukaryota, Fungi, Basidiomycota, Microbotryomycetes, Microbotryales, Microbotryaceae. The record is from the annotation of a GenBank genome assembly.
AUGUCGUCCGAAUCUUCCAUCAGCGUAGCGGUAGGUCGUACUAGAUCACUCCCACCCUCAUCCUUGUCCUGUACUGACUCCAGCAUCGCUCAACGCUCGCUCCAGGUGCGCGUGCGACCGUUCAGCACAAAGGAGCGCCUCCAGCUCGCCUCCAACGAACCCGUCGCCCCCGUCAUCUUCUCCUCCGACCCUUCGCCGAGCACAAGCACCCACACAACUCAUUCAACGCCCCAACCUACUCGCCUCCAGACCGGUCCAGGAGGGAUGCGCAAGGUCGUCAAAGUGCUCGACGAACGAAUCCUCGUGUUUGAUCCCCCCGAUCCCACCUCGGCCGCUGCCGUCGCCGCGGCUCGAUGGGCCGGUCAGAUGCCGCAGAUGGGCAAGAAAUCCAAGGACAUCAGGUUCUGCUUCGAUCGCGUGUUCGAUGAGGGGUGCUGUCAGGAGGACGUUUACGAGGGCAGCGCAAAGGAGUUGGUCGGGCACGUGAUGAACGGGUUCAAUUCGACCGUUUUCGCUUAUGGGGUACGUUCCAUCGCUUCGGUGUCUUGAACUGGCGGUCGACCUUUGAAGGAUGCUGAUCGAACCUUUGCAUUGCUCAGGCCACGGGAUGCGGGAAAACUCACACCAUCUCCGGGACAGCAGAUCAGCCAGGUGUCGUCUUCCUCAUCAUGAAGGAUUUGUUCGGGCGCAUGCAAGCCCGAGCCGACGACACCGACUUCGCGCUCAAGGUCUCGUACCUCGAAAUCUACAACGAGACGAUCCGCGACUUGCUCCAGCCGGAAUUGGGCACGUUGCAGCUCCGUGAAAGCGGUGGGAUGGCCAAUGUCGCCAGGCUCAGCAGCAAAGAACCGAGUUGUGCCGCCGAUGUGGUCGGUUGGAUCACCGAAGGCAACAUGAACCGAACCGUCAACGCAACCGAAGCGAACGCGACCUCCUCUCGCUCCCACGCUGUGCUUCAAGUCACGGUCACGCAAAAGCCCAAAGCCGAAGGCUUGACGGAUUCGCAGUCGUCUGCGAUCUUGUCCAUCAUCGACCUGGCCGGUUCGGAACGAGCGAGCGUGACCAAGAACAAGGGAGAACGAUUGAUCGAAGGCGCCAACAUCAAUCGAUCCUUGUUGGCGUUGGGCAACUGCAUCAACGCGCUGUGCGAUCCUCGAAGCCGCGGUCACGUCCCCUACCGAGAUUCGAAGCUCACGCGGCUGCUCAAACCAUCUCUGGGGGUAAUUGCAAGACCGUCAUGAUUGUCUGCGUUUCUCCCGCAAGCGUGCACUACGACGAGACCCACAACACGCUGCAGUACGCGAAUCGUGCCAAGGACAUCAAGACCAAGGCGAUUCGCAACUUCAUCUCGGUCGAUCGUCACGUCGCGUCGUACUGCAAGCAGAUCGCCGAACAAGCCGAACGGAUCAAGGCGCUCGAAGCAGCGUUCGAAGCGGAGAAGAACCGGACCAGCGCCGCUAACGUCGAUGAUGACGUGCGAGAAGUCGCUGCGAUCUUGAGACCGCUCUCGGCGACAUGGGAGACGUUCCGAGCUCGUCGGGCAGAUGCGGCACAGGCUGCUUCGCAGAGACUCAUUGUCGAUUCGAUGCUCAAUGUCUUGCAGAGUUGGCGAGUGACCGCUUUUGGUCAAUACGAUACGGCACCAAGCCCUUCUGGAUCUUCGACGCUCGCAGCUGCUUCCGUCGUCACCGUCGUCCGGAACAACUGUGACGGUCUAAUCGGCACCCUCAGCUCUCAAUCGGCGAUGCUGCGCGAACGGGCCAGUCGAGCCUCGGACCCGAACGAGAUGUUUCCUCCCAUGCUGGCGCGUGUCACCUCGAGUUUGAGAUCGAAGCGGCCUUCCGCGGUCCCUCUUUUCGAACUCGAAGCUCGAAUGCUCGAUCAACGACUGGCGACCUCUCUCGCCGAAGCGAGCGAACAAGGGCAGAUCGAAGGAUCCAAGUUGCAGGUCCGAGUGAUGCACGCCAUGUGCGAAGCGCGAGCCAAGAUUGGCUCCGCUGCGGAAACAGCGAGGGAGGAUGGGGCCGAAUCCGUGAGGGCUUUACUUCGCCUGGCGGAUGGGAUCGAUAAUGCGAAUCGGGAUGCGUUCCUCAGUCUCUCGAUGGGCUCGUCGCUUUCGGCUGGGGCGGGUACGAAGCGGGAUGCGGGGUCAAGAUCGCCGUUGCAGAUGGAUGACAUGUGGUCCGCCAAGAGUCCUCGAUCGGCAUUAUCUGGCCUGGGCUCGACUUCGGCGGGUAUCUUUGGCUCUCUGUCACCUGCUAAGGGGGGGUCGAGCAACUACCGUCGGACGAGUCCCAAAAAACCCGUGGCGUUCCCUCUUCGCGCUGGUCGGGCGUCGGCAUCGCCCAAGAAGCAACGGAAAGAGGUCCAAUGGCGCGAUGAGACGGGAGAUGGCGACUUGGCUUCCUUCAAAGAUCGAUCUCCGUCAACGAUGGAUGAGGACUCCAUGAGUGAUAUCCCCUCACUCAGAUUCACGGCCUGGGCUUCGUCCUCGAGCGUUGACGACAGUGGAGCUUCGAACGAAGCAGAGAUGAUGGCUCAAAAAGCUCGAUCCUCGACGGGUCCGAGUCGAAAGGGAGCCUCGGGGGCUCGUCUCAUACCUCUGCCUCGUGCCUCGAACGUUGAUAGCAAUUUCUUCCUUCGAGAGGAAGACUCGUUGGACGCGAUCUCGAUGCCCCCACCUUCUUCAACAUCCUACUUGUCCUCAUCCUCAGCUUCUAUCCCUCGGAACCCAUUCUCCGAUCUUGGUAACACCUCCAUGGCCUCGACGACUUCGGGUCUAGCGGCCCCAAUCGUCCCCAUCAAAUCGGCCAUGUCCAAAGUCUCCCCUUCUCUGACCAUGACACCCGACGAUAGUCCAGCCGGACGAGCCGCUCGACGAGCCUCCAGCGUAGGACCGCAACGAUCGGCCAAAGCAAGUCGUCGAACAUCGGCGAUUGGUCUGCCCGUUCCACCACCUCUUCCUUCGACAUCAGCUUCCUCAGCAGCUUCUUCCUCCGUGCCAGGGGCACCCUUCUCCUUCGCCACUUCAACACGCCGAGCAGCUCGAGUUUCCUCCGUCCCUCUAGUACCUAUGAGUGCCCGUCGGUCACCCCGCAAAAUGCUUUCCAUGGGCGGGUCAUCCGCCGUCAAUCGUCGACUGUCCCAUGUUCCCUCCGCUCCUCCGUUGUUGGGUUCGUCCGCUCCGAGCUUCACUUUCGGAGCCAAGAGUCAAGCGAGGAUCGCGGCGAGAAGGGAAUCGAGUAUGGCUACGAUGGGCGGGACGAUGACUACGUCCUCUUCCAAAUCGGGUGGUAGUCCUUCACCACCCAAUGCGUUGAUCCCGGGAGGGAGGAAAGGUUCACCACCGGGGAGUGCACCCAAAUCCACUACGGUGUCGACCACUCAGUGGCGGUGA